AACCCUCCCUGAGUCGUGCAGCUGAUUUGAGCCACGAAAACCAGAAAAAGCGCACGACAUUGAUAAUUUGACAGUUUGGGCUGUUUCUAAAUCCUUUUCUUCCUUCAUCCUGUCUGUCGCUAUGCUCACAUCUCAACGCCUGAUCCUCCUAUCGUCCCUUGUACAAUCAUCACCAUACAACUUCUGAUCGACGGAAAACGAAUCCUUUAAAACCCCCUCUCCAAACCCACCACCAUCAUGUACAUCCUACCCCUCCUUGGUUAUGUCGGCCUCCUACUGGGAUUCUCCUUCCUCACCCUUUCCAUCGCAUCGGGCCUCUACUACCUGUCGGAACUCGUGGAAGAACACUCGGUAUUUAGUGCCAAAUUACUGAAACGACUCGUCUACGCAGUCGUCACCGUACAAAUCCUACUCUGUCUGGUGGACAAGUUCCCAUGGCAUCUCACCCUGCUAGGAGUGGCUAGUCACGCCAUCUACGCGACCAACCUUCGUCAUUUCCCUAUCGUCAAACUCUCCGAUCCAUUCUUCCUUUCCAGCUGUGGCCUGGUGGUGUUCAACCAUUGGAUGUGGUUCCGACACUUCAGUCAACCCGUCACCUAUCGUGGUGCACCGCCGAGUUCUCGCAGAGAUUGGUAUUCAGCACCAGUGUACGACCAGCCCACCUUCACGGAGAUUGCCUCCUACUUUGGCAUCUGUGUCUGGUUGGUUCCGUUUGCGUUGUUUGUCAGCCUGAGUGCAGGAGAGAAUGUCCUGCCCAGCAUGGGUUCUGAGUACGCGACUGGAGCCCGAGAUGGCGUGGGAUUCAAGAAGGGCCACAAGAGAAAGAACACGGGCAUGGCGAAAGCGGCGGUCAACAAUGCAAAAGACUGGAUCACGGAGAAUGGUGCCGUCAUGGGCUUGUGGCAGUCAGAUAAUGUGAGACAGACCAGGGCCUUUGAUUGAGAGGACACACUCGGGGAUGAGUUGUAUGAUUUCUACCUCGGAUUUGCAUGAUACAUGGGGGCCAGAUAAGAUACUUGGCUCUGGAUGACAGAACGACUUUUCGACGAUUUUCCCAAUAACAUCAAUACCCGCACCACAACCGCGGCCAUGGCAUGACGUUUCUGCGGCUAUAUUGUUGUCGAUCUAACAAGUGAGUCGAGCAACAAUUCUUCCAGAGCCACAUGACUUGGUGAAUGUCUAUUGCUCAAAGAGGUGCCAUCGAGAUUACAGCACGGAAUCUGGGCCAGAUGCACUGACAUCUGCCUCUCGAAACGUCGAAUCGUAGUUAAAGCUUCUGCUCACGCCGACCUCACGAGGAAGUGGAAGAGAUGAGAUCUUGAGAGUCUAGGUCACGAAGCCAUGUUUGAUGAAUCAAAUUGCGGCCCUCCUUUAGAGGAUAUGAAACAGAUCUGGGAAUAGCUACCAAGACAAAUGUUAAGUAGCAACAGCUGCAGACAAAUGUAUCCUACUGGCCUG
This is a messenger RNA of Exophiala mesophila, 1458 nucleotides long. RefSeq lists its product as uncharacterized. The transcript has a single exon. Lineage: Eukaryota; Fungi; Ascomycota; Eurotiomycetes; Chaetothyriales; Herpotrichiellaceae. Gene Ontology annotation, cellular component: COPII-coated ER to Golgi transport vesicle; Golgi membrane; endoplasmic reticulum membrane. Bases 238 to 942 code for a protein of 234 amino acids. Gene Ontology annotation, molecular function: COPII receptor activity. Gene Ontology annotation, biological process: endoplasmic reticulum to Golgi vesicle-mediated transport. The record is from RefSeq and is a predicted model, not a curated record.